Messenger RNA from Nematolebias whitei (Rio pearlfish), 1081 nucleotides. Its product is annotated as kelch-like protein 3. Gene Ontology annotation, molecular function: protein binding. The record is from RefSeq and is a predicted model, not a curated record. Bases 20 to 1081 code for a protein of 353 amino acids. NCBI's taxonomy places the organism in Eukaryota, Metazoa, Chordata, Actinopteri, Cyprinodontiformes, Rivulidae. The transcript is spliced from 11 exons.
GCUGUUGUGACUCCUGAGGAUGGACGGCGUCUCGUUAGGCCUGGGGUCCACCCCCCCCUCGACACACCCCAGCUGCACUGCCGACCCUGAGGAAGACGCCAUGAGCGGCGGCAUCCACACGUUCAACCAGACGCACACGAGGAAGGCGUUCCAGCUGAUGAACGAGCUGAGGAGUCACAUUAAACGCUUGCUGUGCGACGUGCAGCUGGUGGCAGACGGCCAGGAGGUCCCAGCUCACAGGGUGGUCUUAGCCUCCUGCAGCCCCUACUUCUGUGCCAUGUUCACAGGUGAGAUGAGCGAGAGCAAAGCCCCCCAGGUGGAGAUCAGAGAAGUGGACGGUGGGACCCUGAGGAAACUGGUAGACUACAUCUACACAGCAGAGAUCGAGGUGACGGAGGACAAUGUCCAGGUUCUUCUGCCAGCAGCCGGUCUCCUGCAGCUCAUGGACGUCCGUCAGGUUUGCUGCGACUUCCUGCAGUCUCAGCUUCAUCCCACCAACUGUCUGGGCAUCCGAGCCUUUGCUGACCUGCACACGUGCACGCAGCUUCUCUGCCAGGCCCACGCAUACGCUGAGCAGCACUUCUCAGAGGUGGUGCAGGGCGACGAGUUCCUGGCUCUGUCUCUGCAGCAGGUGUGCAGCCUGAUUUCCAGCGACAAACUCACCGUCUCCACCGAGGAAAAGGUGUUUGAGGCGAUGAUAGCGUGGAUCAAACACGAUAAACCUGCUCGUCUGGAGAACAUGCCCAAACUCAUGGAACAUGUUAGACUUCCACUACUGUCCAGGGAUUACCUCGUUAAGAUUGUCGAGGAGGAAGCCUUAAUAAAGAACAACAACACGUGCAAAGAUUUCCUCAUCGAAGCGAUGAAGUUUCACUUGCUCCCAGCUGACCAGCGCCACCUCAUCAAGACGGACAGGACGCGACCACGGACCCCCGUCAGCAUCCCCAAGGUGAUGAUCGUGGUGGGCGGCCAAGCACCUAAAGCUAUCCGCAGCGUGGAGUGCUAUGACUUCCAGGACGACCGUUGGUACCAGGUGGCUGACCUGCCCUCCAGACGCUGCCGAGCAGAUGUGCUGGAGUGA